Messenger RNA from Eurypyga helias (sunbittern), 543 nucleotides. RefSeq names its product DNA excision repair protein ERCC-8-like. The transcript has 3 exons. Gene Ontology annotation, biological process: protein polyubiquitination; transcription-coupled nucleotide-excision repair; proteasome-mediated ubiquitin-dependent protein catabolic process. Gene Ontology annotation, molecular function: protein binding. Lineage: Eukaryota; Metazoa; Chordata; Aves; Eurypygiformes; Eurypygidae. The record is from RefSeq and is a predicted model, not a curated record. The annotation marks the transcript as partial. Gene Ontology annotation, cellular component: nucleotide-excision repair complex; Cul4A-RING E3 ubiquitin ligase complex.
AAAUCUGAACCAGCUCUUUGUCCUGACAGUAAACACUGCUCAUAAUGGAAGAGUUAAUGGUUUAUGCUACACAAAUGAUGGCCUUCAUCUGUUGACCAUUGGUACAGAUGAUCGGAUGCGACUCUGGAACAGUUCCACUGGAGAAAACACGUUAGUGAAUUAUGGGAAAGUCUGUAAUGAAAGUAGAAAAGGACUCAAAUUCAGCAUCUCUUGUGGCUGUAAUCCAGAAUUUGCCUUUGUACCUUAUGGCAGUACCAUUGCUGUUUAUACAAUUUUCACUGGGGAACUGAUAACUCUGCUUAGAGGGCACUACAGUACUGUCAACUGCUGUGUAUUUCAACCUAAUUUUCAGGGGCCACAGACACUGGCACUGGUUGACACUGGCAUACAGGAGUUUUUGGGAAGUGGAGUAGUUGCAGUGGGGGAUGGAGUUGCCGCAGUGGGAGGUGAUAUGGAUGUGUUGGGAGAUGAUGUGGAUGCAAUGGGAGGUGAUGUAACCGUGGUUGCAGCCGUGUGGGCUCAGGCCACCAUACUGCCCACUGU